CUUGUAAAUUUAUGUAUUGAAUUGUACAAACAACUCCUCUGUUACAGCUCCAGUUUUUAUUCGCAUUCUCAUUUCAAACCCUUUCACACACACAUACAAGUCGUUUAGAUAUUAAUCAUGUCUGACAACGAAGAAGAGUACUACGGCAACGAGUUCAACGACAAUGAGCCUGAUAUGGAAGAGCAGAACCAGGACGAUUCCGCCGAGAUCUUCCUUCCUGACGACAACGUUGAGCCCACACCGACUAGCGAGCGCAUCACCACACCAUACAUGACCAAAUACGAGCGUGCACGUAUUCUGGGCGCGCGCGCGCUGCAGAUCAGCAUGAACGCGCCGGUCAUGGUUGAGCUUGAUGGCGAGAGCGAUCCGUACGAGAUUGCGCUUAAAGAGUUGCGCGCCAAGAAGAUCCCCUUUGUUAUCCGCCGGUACCUCCCUGACCAGAGCUACGAGGACUGGCGCGUGACGGAGCUUAUUGCCGAUUAAGCGUUGGAGAUCAAGCUUGCUUGGUGCAGAACACUUUUCUUGUUUUCUUAUUUCCAAAUUGAUUCAGCACCUUUUAUUCUAUCUUGGCUCCAAGGCACAUUUGACAAGUACAUCAAUAACCACAUUGAAGUACACAAUAAAAGUAAAGUAACAGCA
Messenger RNA from Kickxella alabastrina, 639 nucleotides. Its product is annotated as DNA-directed RNA polymerases I, II, and III subunit RPABC2-like protein. The transcript has 3 exons. Bases 118 to 483 code for a protein of 121 amino acids. The record is from RefSeq and is a predicted model, not a curated record. Gene Ontology annotation, cellular component: RNA polymerase I complex; nucleus; RNA polymerase II, core complex. NCBI's taxonomy places the organism in Eukaryota, Fungi, Kickxellomycota, Kickxellomycetes, Kickxellales, Kickxellaceae. Gene Ontology annotation, molecular function: DNA-directed RNA polymerase activity; DNA binding. Gene Ontology annotation, biological process: DNA-templated transcription.